Messenger RNA from Apus apus (common swift), 476 nucleotides. Its product is annotated as microtubule nucleation factor SSNA1-like. The record is from RefSeq and is a predicted model, not a curated record. Bases 1 to 381 code for a protein of 126 amino acids. The transcript is spliced from 3 exons. Lineage: Eukaryota; Metazoa; Chordata; Aves; Apodiformes; Apodidae. Gene Ontology annotation, cellular component: ciliary basal body; centrosome.
AUGAGCGAGGCCGGGGCCGCGCUGCGGGGCUACAGCGCGGAGCUGCGGGACGGGCUGUCCGAGCUCCGCGCCCGGCGGGAGGAGCUGAACGGGCGGAUCCGGGAGGAGGAGGCGGAGCGGACGCGGCUGCAGGGGCAGGUCUGGGCGCUGAGCGAGCGGCUGGCCCGCACCAGCGAGAGCCUGGCCCGGCACCUGGCCGCGCGCAGCGAGCUGGACCGGACCAUCGCCGAGACCGAGGCGACCUACGGGCAGAUUCUGGAGAGUUCUCAGACAUUGCUAGAUGCCCUAAAGAAAGGAAUUGAGAAUGCUGGCAAAGCCAGUGAGCCACAAAGCACUUCAAAAGAAAAAGAAGAAGCAGCACAUGGACAAAAGCAUUACUGAACUUGUUCUUCAACCUGGAAAGUCCUGUUGGUCUGGGACAGCUGCUGUUCUGUUACAUUAAUGCCACAUUUAAUAAAAGUCUUUGUUUUGCAGAA